CUUAGAUUCCGGAAGACGAGGAAAUGUCUACUGGUGUGGUCUGGCACGGGCACUCGAUAUCCUGAUGCUCAAUGUGUGCGACAAAUUGGACUACUACAUUGAAGCAGGACGUGUGAUCGACUACAUUUGCGGGAUCAACGUUCAAGGUGACGACGGUCUGGGGCUCCACGAUUUGUUGCAGUUGCUGACGCAAGCGGGGAAGACGGAUGGCGGUGUGAAAUCGUUGUGGAAUAAGAUGGCGGUACUCGUCUUUGUUUCUGAGGAUAUCUCUUGCUCUUCAAGACCAUGAUCUUUAUUAAGUACCUUCUUGAUUGUUGGAAGAUACUGCUCAUCUCAUGCUCGUCCUCGACAUGAUGAAGAUAUAAUUUGCUUUUCUAGCGAUCAUAGCCACCCCCUAAAGCUAAUGUUGUCCCACUCAAAACCAUCUUCAACAGAACUGCGGUCCCGCUCGAGUGAAUGCUCUCCUGGACGUGUUCGGUGAUAGUACACAGCGUGGCGCCGACCCGGAGUUCGUCAGAGAAGGCCUCCGUGUAGUCCAAGAAGCCGGUGGCUUAGCCGCUUGUCAAGCCACCAUUCGCGAUGCUAGGUUACUUCAGAAACAGCUUUAUCAAGGUUGCACUUUGUUUGACUUUGAGUAUUCGUCGAAAUUCUUUGGGUCGGCAACCGACUUGGUCAAAGCGGUCCGCUAUUUGGAACGGCAUGCAGAGUAUACUUCAUUCCCAAUUCUGAAGUUUGUCCAGCUGAUCGGCACCAUAGCGCCAUCGGAGAAGGAUUUGCCGGACUUUUGGGAGUUCUUGCUGCAGAUGCAGGAGUGCCAGACGUUGCAGGAUUGGAAGGACAUCGUCAUAGAACUGUACGAAGACAACACCGCUUCCUUUUUAGACGACGACGAGGAGAAGGAACUGUGGCUAAACUUCGCACCAGAGCGCUUCUUGUCUGUGCCUCUGACGACAGAAAGGUUGAAAGACUACAGAGGCAAGGGGAAGACGCUGAUGCAGCGGUGGGAAGUGAAGCGGUUUUUAGAUGCAGACCCUCAGAAAAAAAAGAAGCAGCAGAUAAGAAAAGCCAGGACAAAUGCGAGUUUGAUGGCGAGUUUUGGAGGCGGUGGAGGUGUAGAGAACGAUGCUGGAGCUGGUGUGGUAAUGCCUGGCUUUGAAGGAAAACACAAAGCUAGUGGGGAACAAUCAGGUGGAGAGGAAGAAGAAGCUGUUGCUGGUGUAGUAGAGCAAGACUCAUCUGCAGCUGCCGGUGAGAGCCAAGAUCAGGACUCAGGAGGAGGCGCGGACUCAAAUGAAACAGGCCCUGCUGACGGACCCGAGCAAGAACCUGAGCCACAACCUGGCGCUUCUGAGGAACAACAGAGCAACGAAGUACUAGAUGACCCAGAAGUACUAGGUGACCCAGAAGUACUACGUCUAGCGGCCGAACAAGAAGGGAAGAACGCUGAAUUAUGGGAAGGCGCAGAUCUGUUCAUGGCUCGCGCUGAACUAAUCAAUGCUACUAGCGCUGCUAGGAAGCAGAAGAAACGAGCAAGAAAAGGACCGUCAAGAUCGUAUCCUGCUCCAGCUGCGGUUUCGGGUUUCUUGGAGAUUUUGAAGUUGCAGAACAUUCGCUUGUCAGAUGUUUCUCUUCUGAUUCAAUUCCUCGACAACCACGCCAGCUGGGAAGAGAUGUUGCACUCGUUGCAGUACAUCCGCAUCGUAGCCAGAUUAGCUGAUAAGGGCUUGAUGCCUCUGGACUACUAUCCGAAACGGGAGGAUCAACUAGCUGCAGAAGAUGAAGACGACAAAGAUGUUGAAGAAGGAAAAAAAACCUACAAUUCAACCUCGAUCCAUCGCAGUGUCCAUGACAAGUCUCUUCUAGUCGAGCAAGAAGCUAUGUACCAACUUCUGAACGCCAUGCGACAUUACGACGGAGGUUUCCCAGAGUUGCAGAAGGACUUGGUCGAGAAGGUGCCGGUUUCGCAUUGGCAUAAAACGUUUGCUCUAGGAACGGAGAUCAUCCGCGUCACCAAGUCGCCAGCGACGAAGAGCUAUAGCGAUCAGAAGUUCAGGUUCUAUCUGGAGACUGCUGAAGAAUUGGAAGACACGUUCUUGGGCUACACAGAAGCGUUCAGGAACAGCAUGAAGCUAUUGCGGGCGUGCAAAUUGACGGGUCAGAGCGGUGUGCGAAUGGCGAUGAGCGACCCCCUUUAUGAUGAUGGAAAAAGACUUUGCACUUGAUUAAAUGGCAGUAGCUAACUCAUGGCAGUACCUCACACUCUAACUCAUGCUCAAUCGUACUGAAGCCAAUUCAUCUCCCCAACAUUCAGAACAUCAAUCUUUCUGUUUCUGUUCUAAUCCCUUCAGCCCCUCUUCUACCGUGGAAGCUUUUUGCCCGGCCACGCCGUCCGAGAUCAGCAAACAGGAAAACUGCUGUCCAAGAAUGAACAGUGUCUGCGCAUGGAGUCCAUAGCUGCAAUCGAGGCAGAUCUGAACUCGAUGUCCCCGCGAUCCAGGAAAAGUGAGGUCCUCAAGAGACUACCACCAGAGUACUUGCGGAAAGUGGACUUGGUAGUAGACGAAGAGAAACGGGUCAUUGAUGCGGCAUUGUAUUCCGGAAGUGAGGAAGAGAAUAUGGAAGAUGGUGCUGUGGUAGGUAGUAAAGGAGAAAAGAUCAUAUUAGCAAAUUCAUCUUCUGGUGCAGCAGGACGAGCUGCUCUUGACAAAUCCAAGACAACAUCUUCUUCUAGUACUUCCAACAGUGCUGGACCACGUUCUCAAGUAGCAAGUACUGGCUCCUCUCUCUUCCUUCAGCGUGUGUCGCACGAGAAGUUCGCCCGCGAAGUUCGCGACCACUGGGAAGUCUGGCUUUCAGUCAUCCACAAACUGACCAAACUUGGUCGUGGGCCUUCCUUCUUCGUGGAGGCUACCGAGAACUGCAACUUGGCGGAGUUUUUAUUCGCAGUGGAUGCUUUGAAGGAGGUGCAGCUGUUGGAUGGCCAAGUCCCAGACGAGGACCUGAUGGACAAGCGAAGCGAUGGUACUGGGCCUUCAGCGCCAGGCACGUCACCGACCAUUUCUAGUCCUAGAGAACGACGGAAACAACCCGCGGCGGCUGGCUACACAGCGGAAGAAGCCAAACUGCAAGAAGUCGACAAGGAGACGUUCUUGGCGCAGAAAGACUGGGACUGGGAGAGCAUCUAUCCAGAGGAGAACAACCCGUUGGAUCCACCGGUCAGUGCAAGGCGAGCAACUGCUGCUGUAGAUGGAGAAGGAGAAGCAGCUCUUGUAGAUGAGGGCUCUGGACGAGCUGGUGGCGACCAGGACGACAGCGCAAGUAGCGGUCGUCUUCCACUAGUAACCUGGGAAAGUAACGGAAAGCCGAAGCAUGUAGUUACCGCUCCUGUUGCCGUUGCUGUUGCAAAAAAUAGUUGUAGUUCUCCUCCGAGGUCGCCGUCACCGAGAGCAGCUGAUACUAGACGGGUGACAGUUCUUGUGGAGAACGAGGACGAUGCCGUUGGCGGUCGUCGUGCAGCAUCCCCAUCGAAGUUCCAGAUUCCUCUAGAUCAGAAGAAAAACCCGAAUCAAGUCGUCGCAGUCUCCGAAUACACUGGUGGCACUUUUCAGUUUCAACGUGUCUCUCGCUUUUCUCCUUUGAAGUCACUUUUGAACCAGAUCCGACUCUAUGGCGGCCCAGAGACUUUCUGCUGGCUCCUGCGUGGUGUCCCACUCCAGCGCAUGAAGGCGCAGACUCUGGCAUUGCAAACUUUGGAGAACAGUCCUAUGCUAGCCGAAGAAGCGGAACGUGGAUUGCUAGUGCAAUUGCUAGAAAUGGUGGAAGAAUUGGGCGGAUUGAGGAAAGCUAUCGAAGCUUUGAGGAAUGAGGUAGACGACAUGCAAACGGUGGCGAAUGUCAAGGCUUUUGGAGAGCAGAACGCAGCAUCAAAGCUGCCACCUACGUCUUCGGUAGUCACAGGUACUGCUACAGGAGCGAGUAGAACCGUUAGUAAAGAUGGUGACAACCACGCUGCAGGACCAGGACUAGGAAGUGUAGGAACUACAACGUCUGUGCUAGCUGUGCCUCGCGUCCCACCGGCACCUCCUUCGACGUUAGUGAGUACUUUGGCUGGAGGUAGUGCUGCAGGAGGAGCUGGUGUUGAAAGAGGAGCAUCGCCACCAGCUGCAGGGCGGCUUGGUGGAGCAGGCGGCCUAGUACUAGCAGCAUCGCCAGUAGGUUCGGCCUCACCCAGUUCCCCUAGUGGAGGCUACGGGUUUGGCUCUGCCGUCAGCGCUAUGCAGUUGGGUGCCGACUUAGCACCCAAUAGUCGCAAGCGACGGAAGCAGUCAGUUUUCUUCGCUGCUUUAGGAGAACGGGUCUGUCAGGAGUUGAAGUUGAACACUGACGAGCCUAAUGAGGCGUUGGCGCGCGCAGAGCAGCUGAUUAAGCUCUACAAGGUCUUGUGCGGACCUCCUUUGCCGUAUGUGAAACCUGAAGGGGGAAAUGGUGCAAAAAGCAACGGAGCUAGUGCUGCUGGAGGUGGAGAGGCAGUGAGUCACGGAGAAAAAAGUGAAGGACAUCAUGGAGGUAGUUCGGAGGGCGCUCGCAACGGCUCGGCUUCGCCAGGUAA
This is a messenger RNA of Amoebophrya sp. A25, 4609 nucleotides long. The record is from the annotation of a GenBank genome assembly. Lineage: Eukaryota; Dinophyceae; Syndiniales; Amoebophryaceae.